This is a messenger RNA of Lactuca sativa (garden lettuce), 707 nucleotides long. RefSeq lists its product as uncharacterized. Lineage: Eukaryota; Viridiplantae; Streptophyta; Magnoliopsida; Asterales; Asteraceae. The record is from RefSeq and is a predicted model, not a curated record.
UUAUAUAUCCCAACAAAUCAAAACCAAGGUCAAGGGGACAAGGCUCCAGCUAUGGCUAUGAAUGCCUUAUACGCAAAACGAGUAGCUCUACUGCUUCUGAUUCUGGUACUUGAUCAUCUUCUUCAAGCAAACUCUGCUUCAUUAAUUGAACCAGAUCCAGAAUUUUCUACAGGAACUGUAGUUUCUGGUAGGAGGAAGCUUAGAAAGCUGCCACCACCACCGGCACCUAAGUUAAGUGGAGCUCCGCAUUAUAUGUUCUCUGAUCCACCUCCGCCACCAUCAACGACACAGAUGCGGAGCACAGCUCCAAAUUUACGCACGGUACCCAAGAGGGCACCUCCGGCACCAAAGCUAAGUCGACCUCGGAAUUUCCGUAUUUUUCUUUCACCGCCACCACCGCCACCACCGCCGCCGCCGCCGGCGGUGCAAGGACGAACUUCGAACUGUAAAAUCGCUCCACCACCGCCUGCCUGACUGCGUCAUCUGCACCGCGUUUCCUUUUGAAGAAAAUAAUUUUUAUUUUGGAAACAUAUUUUCAGAUUUUACCAUUUAAAAAUCUGUAUUAUAAUAAGUUUAUAGAAUACUAGUUAUUAAAUAAGAGGUUCUGCUAGAAAAUCAUUUUUUUUUUCAAGUAAUCGUGUUUUUUAAUUAGAAACGUGUAAAAUGUAAUAUCAUUGAAGGUUUGUCUUAAAAAUUUCUAUUUAUAA